Symbiodinium natans is the source of this 1542-nucleotide messenger RNA. NCBI's taxonomy places the organism in Eukaryota, Dinophyceae, Suessiales, Symbiodiniaceae. The record is from the annotation of a GenBank genome assembly.
AUGUACAGCGUAUGCAAGGUCGUUGGUGAAGCCAAUGCCAUUCUCAAGAUGGUCCCGCAGGACUGGCGAAAUGGCGUGUCGCACUACGAGCUUGCCGUGCUUUUUCAGGCCGUGGUGCAUGUAUGUGACAGUAUCAAGUAUGCAGGUAUUCGGUGCGCAGUCGGUAUCGUGACGGUACUAAGGCACCUGGCAGGAGAGAGGCUUCUCCGCAGGUAUCUGGGAGGCCAGACACCGAGCUUCCAGAGACCAGAAGAAGCCGCGAACAGCAAAGCACAUCAACUUCAGAUGGGGGCGGAUCCAGAGAGCCUGUUGCUAAAGGCUGGCCGCUUUGAGGUGGACCGUUUGCCAUUCAUGCGCGAGGCUGCCGAGCUGCUCAAGCGAAGACCAACUCGCUGCCCUGCUGGCCCUGAGAGCUUCCUGGACUCCGUGGACACAGGGAAGGACCAGCCCAGCGAUCUGGACUGGGAGUUGCAUGCUUUCGCGGAAGUUGACCUGUACACAUUCCAAGAGCUCUCCAACAACUGCAAGGAGCUGCAGCUGUCCCGGAAGAAGAAAGAGGAGGAGGAGCGGAAGCAGGACGCAGGGCCGGGCAUCCUCGAUUAUCUCUUCGGAGCCCGGAAGCGCGUGCCAGACGACAGCAAAGAGUUGGUCCACACGGCGCCAGCUCGACUCUUCGACUGGUUGACUGGACAGCUGCGUCCGGAGAAGGACCCGGACGCUGGAGCAACAGCUGCUGCAGAAAAGCUCAAGGCCAAUGUCAAGAAGGUCCGCGAAAAGCGUGAGGCCAGCGAGCCGCUAAAGUGCCGCAGGGCUUCGAUGGCACCUCGGGGGACUCUGGUCCCAGAAGCAGGCGGAGGCUACUUGGAGGUGCCGAAGUCCAUGACGAAACGGUCGUCCUCGUCGUCGACUUCGUCGAAUCGCCGCGCCACGGCGGCGAAAGAUGCGUCUCCCAAAGGUGAGGUCUGGCCCGCAGCGGAGGACCUCCUGGAGAAGUUCAGUUCGCCCAAGGACGACAUUCGUGUGGAUGUGGCUCGACUGGAGGCGCCAAUCCGACGAGCCAGCAAGUCUGGGAUCGAAGUGGUGCAGCGGGAGCCUUCGCCGGGGCGGAGCCCCGCGAGCCCGAGCGGGCCCAGCACCCCGCAGGAAGAUGACCGCCUCACUGUGGAAAUCCUCGUGAAGGAGCUCUUCAACGAGGACAAGCUGGGUGUUCGCCUGCGCAUGGAAGGGCUGGUGGUCAGCAACUUCGACGUGCCCGAGGCAGCAGAUGUGGGAUGGCAUUUUGGUGAUGAGAUCGUGGCCGUGAACGGCCGCAGUGUCAGCACCCGGGAGGAGUUUCGCACGGUGCUGGCCAAUGCACGGAAGCAACUGCCCAUCGUGUUCACCGUGAAGCGGCAGCGCCCCAGCCUGGGGAGAGCUCGGAGGACGGUGGCCGGGGCGCGUCCGCACUCGGAGGCAACAAGCCUGGGACCACGAGAUCGGAUGGCGAAACGAAAAGCUCGUGCAAGCACGAGCGUGCCCUACCGGGUAAAGGACACGGAGUAA